AUGGCUUCCAAGUCCAAGAACAAGAUGCGUUUCUCUUCCUCCCAAUCUACCGAUUUACGACCCUCUUUCUCUGCAGAUUACGACGACGAAUUCCAAGAACCCUCCUCUCACUCUCUACCUCUCACCCAGAUCCCAAGCUUACCCAUCCCCAAAAUCUGUAAAGAUUCACCCAAAAUACCUAAAAGUUUCAGCUCACUGCAGCCUCUGAAACUCUCCAAUUCCGCCAUUCGUCCCUUGAAGAAACCGAAGAAGCAAUCCAUUCUUGUCGCCGGCAAGGAGAAUUCAAUGCGAUCCAACAGACCACCGGCUGGUUCAGAAUCAUCAUUGUUAGAAUCCAACGACACCCUAUAUUCGGAUUCCGGAGUUGAAACAGCGAGUUAUUUCGUCACAGAUGGUGACAACGCCGCACCCUCAAAGGAUACCCAUAAUGGUCAGCAGGUAUUUGUGUCGGAUGCUAUAGAUAGUGGUUUAGAUUGCAUAGAGUCAACCAUUGAUUGCACUUAUAGAUAUGAGGCCGACGAUAUUACACAUGUUCAUGAACCUGUCAAUUUUGGGGAUUUUGAUUCUGAGGGUCGUCCUAACACUAGCACUGUGAAAAUGACAUUGAAACUGAAAGGAGGCUACUUAUCUAAUUCAAUAGAGUCCAGGUUACUCAAGUCCAGAAUGAAUUGCAGUCCUAGUGUUUGUGCCAGUGAUGAAUGCUUGGAGGAGUGUAAAUCUGAGGAAUUUGAGCCGGGUACGCAGCUUGAUUUGUUGCUCAAGUUAUGUUCUGAGACAGAUGAGAAGGAUGACAAGUCUAACAUAGGCGGAGAAUAUGAUCCGUUUGAUGGUCUCAUUUAUUGUCCUCUCUGUGGAGUUGACAUCUCGGAUUUGAGUGAUGAACUUCGACAGGUUCACACAAAUGAAUGCCUUGACAAAGAGGAAACUCCAGAUAAUGCGAAGCUUCCUGAUGAUGACGUACGACCUCGAUGCCCUGGUCAAGUGCUUGAUGGUUCUCCUGUUCGGUCUCCUCGGCAAGCUGUUGAUGUCUCCCCUGUUCUAGGAUGGCUGGACACUCUCGGCCUAGCUAAAUAUGAUGAAGUUUUUGUCCGUGAAGAGAUUGAUUGGGACACUUUGCAGUGGCUGACAGAAGAGGAUCUAUUUAGCAUGGGUGUCACUGCACUUGGUCCCAGGAAAAAGAUCAUCCAUGCUCUCAGCGAACUCAGAAAGGAAGGCACCAAGGCAGUGGAAAGAGAUGCCUCUAAAGUUGUUGAUGAACCUGGUAAACUAGCUGCAAACAAACUGAUUACAGAUUAUUUUCCAGGCUCUGUUCCUGAAAGAGAAAAAGGUUGCAGUACUUCAAGAGGUCAGAAUGAGGCAAAAAAAUCCGAUGCUGAUUCUGGUCGUAGACGUGUUGCGGUGAGAAAUCAUGUCAGGAUUGGAAAACUCAGAGAUAUUCCAUUGUGGUGUUGCAUACCAGGCACCCCAUUUCGAGUGGACGCAUUCAAAUAUCUCAGAAGAGAUUGUUCUCAUUGGUUUCUCACUCACUUCCACAUUGAUCAUUAUCAAGGCCUUACAAGGUCCUUCUGCCAUGGGAAGAUCUAUUGCUCCUCCAUUACAGCAAGACUAGUGAAUUUAAAAAUUGGGAUCCCAUGGGACAAAUUACAAAUUUUACCCCUCAACCAAAAGAUCAGCAUUGCCGGAGUUAAUGUGACAUGCUUUGAUGCAAAUCACUGCCCAGGUUCCAUCAUAUUACUUUUCGAACCACUCAAUGGUAAGGUGCGGUCUGAAUUAACUCAUCAUACUAAUUUGUAUUUAAAUUUUGGUGUUACCUUGCAAUCGUUUCUGAACUUGAUGCUGGGUUUCUUCCCACAUUUAGGCUGUUCUACACACGGGGGAUUUUCGUUUUAGUGAGGAAAUUGCAAAGAUCUCUGAUUUGCAGAAGUGUUCUAUUCAUACUCUCAUAUUGGAUACCACUUAUUGUGACCCGCAGGUAAGUCUGUUUAUUCAAGCCACCUUUCUUCUGAGAGCCUAGCCUUUAAGCAAACUGACACUAUGAGUCGACCUUACAACCAUCGUAAUGCAAAACCCAACUUUUUAAAGGUGAAAGCUACCCCAUGGUGCUUGCAAUGUGAAACAGCCUAAUCCCAAUCCCAGGGUAGAAAUUAAGCGUAGGUAUGUUGAAUUGCUAAGUUAUAUGUAGGUAUCAAAUAUAUAGAAAAGCAUUAAUGUGUACUGAGCUUUUCCUAGAUUUGCUGUCAAAGUUCUAACUGGGAUUGGCUUGUUGAGCUUGUCCUUAGGGCAUGUCUUUGCAUUUAAAAUUCUAGUUAUAGAAUUUUGACCUCUGGUUAUGGACCUAUUCACUCCUCCCUUUAGUUACUAGACUAAGUACACCUAAAUUUAGAUUUCAAGUCUUUGACCAAUUCAAAGCAAUCACCUCAAUUUUGGUAUGACUUCAUUGGACCCCUUAAUCAGCGUAAAACGAGGAUUUACUUUUUCAAUUGGAAAGUUUAUUACACAUGAGCUGCAAGGAAAUGUGUCUGCUGGAAAGUGUCCUGCUGUGUCCGAAUUACAAAAAUACAAAGAUUUAGGCACUGUCAGUGUCCCAGAUGUGCCAGACAUGGAUACAUGAGUGGAAGUCUGUGUCGUUGCUUCUUAGCUGACAUCUACUGGUGGGUGCUUUAUAUGUUACUUAAACUAAUUUUAGGCAGUUUUCUCUUGCUUUGACAUUGCAAUUCUUGCUUAAAGCCAAAUAGACUUCUAUUAUGUGCAUGCACUAGUCAAUUUAGUGAAGAAAAAUCUGACAUAUUGUUUCUAUUGAGUUGAGUUCUUCCUCAUACUUUCAGGAGCCUAGUAUUCAUGUGCAUACAAGGACGGAGCUACAUGAGGACCGGGGGGGGGGGGGG
Molecule: messenger RNA, 2885 nt
Organism: Ilex paraguariensis (yerba mate)
Lineage: Eukaryota; Viridiplantae; Streptophyta; Magnoliopsida; Aquifoliales; Aquifoliaceae
Source: the annotation of a GenBank genome assembly